AUGGCGACGCAAUCAGUUGCAGCGAUCUUCGAUCUCAAUGAUCUUCCCGGAGACGUGGAAGACGACGGAGACAGUUUCAUGUUCACCACACCUCUCUCCUCCCGCGGCUCCACGAAGCGCGACGCCAUCUGCGUAGAGAAUUACGACCUGGAACGUCACUAUCGAAUCCACAAGUCUUCUCAAACAAGAACCAAAUCCGAAUCUCCACCAAUCUUCAUCGAUCUUGACCUAUACAACGACGACGACGACGAUCUCAGAAUCCUCUGUUUCCCACCGACCCCUACCUUCUUCGAAAAUGGUCAGUCCUCCAAGGGUAAGUCUUCACGACCUUCGACAUUCUACUGUGAGAUUUGCGUUGAAUCGAAACCCUUUAUCGAGUCGUUUCCGAUCAACGGAUGCUCUCACGCUUACUGCAACGACUGCGUCUCGAAAUACAUUGCGGCUAAGCUACAAGACAACUUACUCUCCAUCGGUUGUCCUGUCUCCGCCUGCACGGGACGGCUCGAGCCAGAGCAAUGCCGUAUGAUCCUCCCUAGAGAGGUGUUCGAUCGCUGGGGAGAUGCUCUCUGCGAAGCCGUUGUGAUGCGGUCGAAGAGAUUCUACUGUCCGUACAAAGACUGUUCUGCUCUGCUGUUCUUGGACGAGGUUCAAGAUGUGAAGCUGACGGAGUCGGAGUGUCCUCAUUGCCAUAGAAUGGUGUGCGUGGCGUGCGACACGAAGUGGCAUCCGGAGGUUACGUGCGAGGAGUAUCAGAGGCUUGGCGUGAACGAGAGAGAGAGAGAUGAUAUCUUGCUGAAGAAAAUGGCGGAGAGUAAGAAUUGGAGAAGAUGUCCUUCUUGCAAAUUCUACAUUGAGAAGUCUGAGGGCUGUUUGUACAUGAAGUGCUGGUGUGGGUUGGCUUUUUGCUACAACUGUGGAGCACCAUCUAGGGACCAUACUCAUUAUUGUUAUAGUUGCAGGCGUUGA
Microthlaspi erraticum is the source of this 966-nucleotide messenger RNA. Lineage: Eukaryota; Viridiplantae; Streptophyta; Magnoliopsida; Brassicales; Brassicaceae. The record is from the annotation of a GenBank genome assembly.